ACUAGUUGCAUGCGGAGGGCUGGUGUGGGGAGGGAGGCAGCGCCGCGCGCAGGGUCUGUGUACGGGCUCGAGUAGUGUAGCGUUAGCUUUAGCCGCAGCCGGGCUCGCGUCUCCUGCGCUGCCCGACUGUCUUUCCCCGAGAACAUCGCCCUUCUCGGCGUUCACUCCUCGUUAUUGGACGCGACGCGGACUGCCUCGGCGCACCAGGCCAGCGAUGGGCGUGUUUCUGCGGCUCGGCGAGGUGUGAAGUCUUGGCUGCGCGAUUCUGCCCGAAGUGCUAUGGAGCCGGAUGUGAUCCGCAUGUAUUGCUCCUCCCCUCCUCCUAUGGAGGACGGCGCUGAGGAGGACGAUGACGAGUUUAGCGAUUUCACCGGCGUCCCAAACAGCGUCAGCUUCUCAGAGUUUGAGACACCGACAACUUUUAAUCAGUUGCAGGCUUUGAACGCCACAUCGCCGCCGGAGCUAAUCACAAACGGUCGAAUCGUGGGGUUACAUGGACCGACGGGACCUGUGAAGUCCAAUGGCAGGAUUCCAAGCAGUGACCAAGGGGACAGUCCUGCUUGUAGGACUGUUAACGUGGAGGAGCUAAAAAAGGCUACAGAGCGUAUGCAUGGAGCAUACACAAAACAUUCGGACAUUUCAGCGAAUGACUGGACUGCUAGCGAAGCUGUUGACUGCAAUGGUGGUGUAGAAGGAGUUGAAACCUUGACGAAUGGCUUUGCAACUUUUGACACAGAGGGAACUCCUCCCUCAUGCCACAAACACAGGGAAACUGGGAAUCCCUCAGUGGAUAACCAUCCUGACGCUGUCGCCAAUGACAAUGAUGACGAUUUUGCAGAUUUUUCUGCGUUUUCACAUGCUGACGUUUCCAGUGGAGGUGCAAACUGGGAAAAUUCGAAUCAUGAAGAUAGACUAGCUGAGAACACUGUUAAACAGCCGCACAGCGAUGGAGAGCAAGGCACUAGCAUAGAUAGAGUAGCUAGCAAAGCGAUGGACAAUGACAAAGAUGCUUGCGUAACAGGGUUUGCCUCGCUAGCAUUUACUGCGGAGGCUUCUGAUGGCCUCCGCAAUGGAGACUGGAGUUUCCAUACUGGGGCUAGUUUUGAACAAAGGGAUUUGGAAACUGACAACGCACAUAUUACUGCUGUUAGCACGGAGCAAACAUUAGCCCAAAAUGGUGUAGCACAGAACAGCCUGGAAGGAAAGGGGAAGGUUGACAACAGGGUGUCGCCCGUCUCGGAAGACGAAAGAGGCAGCAGUACUGAGCCAACAGAGGAGAAAGGGUCUGGGAAUGAUACAGAAACAGAGACCGAAACUGAGACCUCUUUUGGUCGGCCACUGUCCACAGAUGCACUUGAGGAAUUUGGAGAUUUCAGUACGACGGGUUCGGUACCUUCUCCUCCACUCCAAGAAGAGACUGCCACUCCUGCCGACCACAGCCAGUUGGCUGAGGAUGACGAUGAGGACUUUGGAGAUUUUGGUGACUUUGGAGAUGCUAGCUCUUUUGGUGGGGCUGGCUUCGCUGAUUUUGACCAACAGGGGGCCACGUCGGAGGAUGUACCUUUGGAAUCGGUCUCCCAGACCAAUCUGGAAACUACUUGCACCGACAAGGGCGAGUUUGCUGAAUUUGAUGCAUCUAAAGAUCCUGGCAAUGGAGGACAGGAAAAUGAAGAUGGGACGAAGUUUGCGGAUUUUCCUGGUAGCGAUAGUUUUGCAGACUUUAGUUCAGCUCCUCUCGAAAGCAGCAUGGGCACUAGCAGUGGAUGGCAGGCAUUCAAUGAGCCAGACUCAAAUCAGGAACAGGGGGAUUCCUGGGCGGCGUUUGGCGAAGACCAGGGCUCGGUGUUUUCAGAAAAGGGCAACGAUGAUUUGCAUGAAGGACAGUCUGUUCAGGUGCCCCCUAGUGGCAGCAGUGAGGACAGCAGGAAAGACAGCAUAACGGUUUCGCUGGUCAGCCGACUGGAGAAGCUUUUCCUGCUCAGUUUUCCUGAAGCUCCUGUGCCUCAGGUGGGGGAGGAGGUGUCUCCACUCAAAGCCUUCUUCGAGCCUUCAGACAGACCAGCGCAGCAGGAAGGAGACACAGCACCAGCCAGCGGAGCACUUCAGGAUGUGUGGCGGCAGUUGCAGGACGUCCAUAACGCCUUUGGCCUCCAAUAUCAGUGGGGUGGUUCCCAUAGCAACAAAACCCUGCUGUGUUCCCUGGGGAUCGACACAAGAAACAUACUGUUCACAGGUCAGAAGAAGCAGCCGGUGAUCGUGCCCAUGUAUGCUGCUAGUCUGGGAAUGUUGGAGCCCACUAAAGAGCCGGUGAAGCCUGUCUCAGCAGCAGAGAUGAUCGCAUCCAUAGCACAGUCUCCCUCCAUCUCGACGGAGAUGAGCACCUGUCCACCAGACUCACUGCAGGAGACCCUUCCCCCAGUGCAGUUUGACUGGAGCAGCAGUGGCCUUACGAAUCCUCUGGAUGCGAGUGGAGGCUCGUCUCUGCUGAAUCUGGAUUUUUUCGGCCCUGUGGACGAGUCGCCCUCCAGCUCUGCCACCUCCAUACCAGGAGUGGACCCGGAGCUGUAUGAGCUGACCCAGGCUAAGAUGGAGGUGAGCGGUGGGGGCAGUAGAGUUGCGGACGCUUUCGCUCGCCUCAUGUCCACGGUGGAGAAAACCAACACUUCCACCAGAAGACUGCAGGUGCGUAAAGAGGAGAAUCUGAGUGAAGAAGCUCGUCGUGUUAUCGCUGGACUGCCCGAUCUUACUUUCAUGCAGGCCAAAGUGCUGAUGUUUCCCUCCACGCUCACUCCGCUCCCUCUCUCCUCUUCCUCAUCGCCCUCUCCUGUCCCAGACUGAUCCCUCCUUCAUAACCCCCCGCCAAGUCUUUUAGCAUUUCACUCUCUCCAUAUCGUUCUUUUCUGUCUGCAGGUUCUUCUUGUCUGCUUCUUAGAUUGUUUUCUGAGAUUUUUGUUGUUGUCUUCCGUUUUUCCGGUUGCUCUUCUUUUGCUGUGAGUCACGUGAGAAUGAAGGAACAUCUUUUGGCUCAGAAAGAGUUUGGAGGAAAGUGGGCAAAAGAAACCCUUAUUUAUAGUCAUGAUUUGUUCAUAUUAGAGGUUCAAUAUGUAUAUAAUCAGGGAUAAGACUUCUCAUUUGACCCCCCCCUUAAAGGACUUUUAUGAUUCUGUGUGUGUGUGUGUGUGUGUGUGUGUGUGUGUGUGUGUGUGCGUGUGUGUUAAAUAUCUUUUUGCUGAGGAAACACUGGUUCAGAAGUCCUUCAACGAAGGCAGAAAAGCGAAGUGAAAUCGGUCACACGUAUAUAUACUUAUAUAAAUAUAUAGAUUCUAUAUAAUAAAUAUAAUGACUUGAAACCGUACUGCCUGCAAAAUUCUGCUGGGUGAUUGUUUUUCUUUUUUUUGUUCCUACUAUUUGAUUAAAAAGGCCUUAGUUUUUAAUAGUAUUUGUUAAUAUAAUUACAAUAUUGAUUAUUGUGUAGAUUUCUUUUCUUUCUUUAGUUGGUUUCUUAUCCCUUUAGCAUUGUCGUCUUUUUUGUCUCGCUUUCUUUAGUUCAGGUUAUUAAACGUUUAUUGUACACGGCGCUCGAUUUCUUCCUCUGCUAAAGCCUCUCAUAGGUGAAGCCCAUCUACGAUUAGCAAGACGGUGGCUGCUUUUUUAACACAGCUGCUUUCUCUGUUUCCUGCUGGAUUAUUUUUGUGUUUAUAUAUUAUUAUUAUUAUUAUUAUUAUUGUUUAUUUUUUGUUUUAAACACGGAGGGAUGCUUUUUAAAAAGUUGAAACCACUGACUCUGGACUGUAAUGUGAUCCAUUUGAUGAAGGAAUCAUUGAGAAAUGAAAAAAAAAAAACAAGAUUGACUUGAAAUACUUGGCGAAUAAGGGACCAAUACCUGCGUUUAUAUCUGUGGCUAUUUUAUUCCUCCCUGUUAUCAAAGUGCUUAUUAAUGUCUGUUUUGCUGUCAGUCUGUUUGUUUUAGCUGUAGGACCCUAAAUUGACUUUUCUGGCAAACAGUUUUUUUUCCCCAUCUGAGCACUGCAUUGUGGGAAAUGUUGUCCAGAAAUAGUCCUGUUUAGAGGCUUCCUUCUUUUGCCCCCCCCCCUUAUUAAAUUGUUUUUUUUUUUCUUUUUGGGUUCUACCACUAUGUGUUGUCUGUCUCUCCGUGUGGAAUUUUGCACAUUGUAAAGAUAUAAUGGAAGUACUACUUAAUGACAUAGUUGACUGUGGCUUCUGACUGUGUACAGUGAGACUAUGAAACAUGUAAAAAUAAACAGGAAAACAAAUGUUUUGGGAAAAAUUCCUAUGGAAAAAAUAUCUUGCUGAAGAACAUGGUAACCCCCCCUCCACAGCCCCUCGACAGGUUGAGACGAGCAUGUCCGAGCUCUUUUUGACAAACAGACAAACAAACAGGAAACUUUAAGUGUGUAAAUUUUCUUUUAGUGUCCACAAGAAAUUAAAGUAAUUUAAGAGUU
Pygocentrus nattereri (red-bellied piranha) is the source of this 4463-nucleotide messenger RNA. It is a transcript of the gene aftpha, whose product is annotated as aftiphilin a. Gene Ontology annotation, biological process: intracellular transport. The record is from RefSeq and is a predicted model, not a curated record. The coding region runs from base 280 to 2838 and encodes 852 amino acids. Gene Ontology annotation, molecular function: clathrin binding. Gene Ontology annotation, cellular component: trans-Golgi network membrane; AP-1 adaptor complex. Lineage: Eukaryota; Metazoa; Chordata; Actinopteri; Characiformes; Serrasalmidae. The transcript has 10 exons.